Wyeomyia smithii (pitcher-plant mosquito) is the source of this 5490-nucleotide messenger RNA. RefSeq names its product germinal center kinase 1 (gene GckIII). Bases 1173 to 3554 code for a protein of 793 amino acids. The record is from RefSeq and is a predicted model, not a curated record. Gene Ontology annotation, molecular function: ATP binding; protein kinase activity. Lineage: Eukaryota; Metazoa; Arthropoda; Insecta; Diptera; Culicidae. The transcript is spliced from 11 exons. Gene Ontology annotation, biological process: protein phosphorylation.
UCGAUUCAGUUCCGAGCCGAACGUUCAGCAGGACGGGAACGUGUGUAACGUGAGUGCGCGCGAUCGACUCUCAAAAUUCAACAAUAAUAAAAACUUUUGGAAGCUCCGCACCUUGCGUUUGUGAUUUCUACUGAAUUUGAUUACCUGGACGGCGUGCGCGUUUCGUAUUCUAAGCGGUUCUCGCGUUGACAUUUGAUGUCGAAUGCCGUUUGAGUGCGGAGGUGGAAAAAUUCGUAGCAAGGUUCGAAAUUUUCUGUUUGGGAGUGUGGAAGAAUGUUCUAGCGAUCAAAGUUGGAGAUAGUGUACAGAAUUGCCGAGUGAAUCAACACAGAUACACCUUAUGGCUUGCGAGAAAACGCCGGGCAUCGCGCUAUAAUUGUGGGAAUGAUUUAUGCCGUAUACGGAGUGUAGAUCUAGCGGAUCUUCAUCAGUUCGUUGGGUUAUUAGAGUGAAGAUCCUCUGUGGAAAACAGCGAUAUUCAUUGUUCUCGGCAGUCGCCUUCAUCGGGUCAAUAACAAUAAGUCGCUUUCAACGCAGAAGCUGGUUUCACCGGCAGUUCGACAGUAGUGCACACCGGGAAAGUAAAAAAAUAUACGAGCCGAUAGCAUAGUCACAGUUUGAUAGUGAAUUUUCUGACAUAAAAUAGUGCUACAACGGCUGCAAACCAGUGGCAACGAUAGCAUUGCCCAUCAGCCACAGCAGCAAGAAAAACAACACCUAGCAGGCGAAAUUAGAGUGUAUCGUCAGGUGUUAUACGAUGCGUGAAAUUUAGUCAUUUUCACCAGCGUCCAACUGACUGUCGAUUGGCAGCUAACGAGCAGAGAGUAGUAGCUGCCGGGUUUCCAUUGGACACCAAACCAGCGAAAAGUUGUUAGUGUUUCUGCAAUUGCCGAAGUGAAUUUGAUAAAUCUUAGAUCGAAGGAAAGAAGAAAAUAUAUCUGCUGUUUUUGCUAUCAAAGUGCCAUUGUAUGUUCCGAUAUCUGCGCUUGAGGCUGUGUGAAAAUAGUAACCGAAGCAAAAUAUCGAGUUAGGCAGUGCUGUGUGUGAAGUGAUGUGAAUAAGGUAACAUUGGUUUCACCUGAGCCGCAGCAAAGGGGAUCAUGCGACAUUAGUUGCCUAGUGGAAAGUGAGUCCAGUGCCUCCCUCGACGAUUCACGUGUAACAAAAGUUGCAUGAAGCGAGACGAGGAACGUGCUCGUAAGAUGUGGAGAGAUAUCGGUGUGGCUGCAAUGCAGCAACAGCAGCAGCAGCACGGUCCAAACUCUCUGCAUCAUCAUCAUCCACAUUACAAUGGCAAUGGAGCGGCUACGGGACCGGCUAGCAAUCCGCAUUGGAACCAGCCUGGCUACCGGAACUCUUAUAGUUUACCGCAUCCGAGCCAGCAAAGUCCCGUCCACCAUCAGAACGGCGCUAGUCGCUAUCAGCCGCACUACGAAAUCAAACCUCUAUCACAGUCGCCAUCGUUUCAAGAGAUUUCAAGUGGGAACUAUAACGGAAGUUCGCCGUACCCCAUCAAGCCGCGACCUAUGUCGAUGUAUGAGAUCGGAAAUGGGUCACCUAGCCAGCAGCAGUUGCAUUCGCUGCCGCCUAACAUCGUGCCACAUCAGAACAGAUCCAACGGACGACCUUCGACGGCGGGUCCUCCUCCGUUCUCCAGACAACAACAGCUGCAGCAACUACAGCAACAAAAUGUUAAUAGUUUACGUCAACAACCAGAGGAGUUGAAAGUCGACCCGGAACUAAUUUUCACCAAGCAGGAACGUAUCGGCAAGGGAUCUUUCGGCGAAGUAUUCAAAGGCGUUGACAAUAGGACGCAGCAGGUUGUGGCAAUCAAAAUAAUCGACUUAGAAGAAGCUGAAGAUGAAAUCGAAGACAUACAGCAGGAAAUUAUGGUGCUAUCACAAUGUGACUCUCCUUUCGUCACGAAAUACUUCGGAUCAUAUCUUAAGGGUACAAAGCUAUGGAUCAUCAUGGAAUAUCUCGGCGGUGGGUCGGCCCUGGACUUGAUGAAGGCCGGUCUGUUCGAGGAAAUGCACAUUGCCAUCAUCCUGCGGGAGGUCCUGAAAGGUCUGGACUACCUGCACUCGGAGCGAAAGCUGCACCGUGAUAUCAAAGCGGCCAACGUACUUCUGAGCGAACUCGGCGACGUGAAGCUGGCGGAUUUUGGCGUGGCAGGGCAGCUCACUAAUACGACCUCGAAACGAAACACUUUCGUGGGUACGCCUUUCUGGAUGGCACCGGAGGUCAUCAAGCAGUCCAUGUACGACAGCAAAGCGGACAUCUGGUCAUUGGGGAUAACUGCAAUUGAACUAGCCAAAGGGGAACCACCCAAUUCGGAACUGCACCCGAUGAGAGUGUUGUUUCUUAUUCCGAAAAAUAAUCCCCCGCAGCUGACCGGUAGCUACACCAAGCCAUUCAAAGAUUUUGUUGAAGCGUGCCUAAAUAAAGACCCUGAGAAUAGACCAACGGCGAAAGAGCUACUGAAAUUCCCGUUCAUUAAAAAAGCGAAAAAGAACGCAUACCUGAUCGAUUUGAUAGAUCGGUACAAGAAGUGGAAAUCACAAAAAGGCGAAGAAAGCGAAACUGAAUCAGAGAAUUCAGACUCUGAGGAAUCCAAACCGGACAGUGACCUGGACGAACCAUGGAUCAUGACGGUCAAGGGAAUGCACUUCAACAAUUUUAACAAAAUUAACGCUAUGGACGAAACGCUAGGAUCGCCAGUCAAGCACAACGGUACCAGCAAUAGUAUGAUGGGUAUGGCCAACGCGAGGGAUCGAGACCGAGAUCGGGACUACAAUCUUAAUCAGCAGAAAUCAAGUCAGCCACGAACGCCCACGUCGCCAUCACACCAGCCGCAGACCACUUCGUCGGCGCUUAUUUCUUCCAAUAGCAAUUCUAACAGCAACAACCGGAAGCAGCAACAGCAGCAGCAGACAAGUUCGUCCGACCGGGAGCCAGUGUCACCCCAAAAGGAGAUCGGUCACUAUCCGAACGAACGGGCCAGUCUCGAGCGGCAGAGGGACAGCGAAAAGGAACGGGAACGAGACCGAAUAGAGCAACGUGAGCGAGAACGUGAAAGAGACAGAGAAAGGGAACGGGAACGGGAAAAGGAAUCUGAGCGGGAAAAUAAGGAGAGAAGAGGUUCAAAAGAGGUUUCCAACCAUCGAGGUGAUACAGAGGAAAAAGUCAGCAGUUUGCGACGAGAGCGGGAACGAGAGCGAGAACGAGAACGUGAAACCAGUCACAGCAAUGGUAAUCCCAGAAGUAACAGUAUUACGAAUGUGAAUAACAACUCCAAGAGCCGAACAAACAGUGGUUGUUUGAAGUCGAUAAUAUUCCCGCUGCUUUCGGAGAUGCAGCGAAGUUAUUCCAGCUCGAGCAACGUCGAGAUUAGCGACCUGCGGCUAGCGUUUGAGAAAGCCGAACUGACAUGCCCCGGGGUGAACGAUCUGUUUGUGAAGGAAAUCAUCCACAAACUCGUACCCGGAUUUUCCGAAACCCGGAUCAAUACGCUUAUAGACAAAGUAACGCGAGAAUCCAAAGUGAAGCGAUAAAAUGUGCAUACGAACGGUGUUUGGUUCAAAGUGUGAAGUGCUAUUGCGCCCCUUCCUAUUUUCCUCGAAAGUGGGAUUCCUAUAAAAAAAAACUCCGAUCAGUUUAGAAUAUUUGGUAGACAUCUUGCGAGCAAGUGUACCACCCAACAAGCACGCAAAAGAAUCAAACGUUGGAGCGCUCAACAAAAGAAAAACACAUAAAUUCCUAAUAAUGUAUAUAAAUUUUGUUCCCAAAUGUUUGAAGAUAUUUAUUCUCCAUCUUCUUCGACUGUUAGCUAUGAAUAAUAUGUUAGUUUCUGUAUCAUUACUGCCUAUAUUCCGAUUAUAACAUUCAACGGAAAAAAAAACAUUUCUUAGUACGCCACACAGUCGAAGGUUCAAAAACAAUCGAUAGUACUGACAACUGAUGACAAUAUGUCUUUUUUAAUUUUCAAUACAGCAGUAGAUAUUAGUGAUAUGAAAAUUCACGGCUAGUUCUGUUACUGCGAACAAAUGCAAGAAACAAUCUUCGAACAUUAUCAUAAGCAAAUAAUACAGCCCUUUGUCUUAUUGUAAAAAAAAACAUAACUUUCCAACAAAAAAUCGAAACAUUCUGCUACCUUCUGUAUAUAUCUAUUGUGUAAAAAUCUCUGUUUCUAGGUUUUAGCUCUUUUAAAAAAUCUGCGAUAGCAUGCAAAUGACGUCCUUCCAUAGCUGGCUAACCGGAAAAUUGUUUGUUUCUUCUAAUACAUAAUCAUAUAUAAUUUGCUAAGUAGAGAGGAAUGUCUCGAAGCUUACUACAAAGAACACCCUAUUGACUCAUUAUUUUACAUUUCUCCCUAUCUAGACGAACUUCCGCUUCAUCGUCAAAGAUGACCGUGCUUUACUAGAACGCGGCCACUGUUUAUUCCCUCAGUGUUUUAUGACUCAAUCUGUUGAACCUAAAAAUAACGUCUAUGAUUAUUAAGUUUUCACAUGUUCAGUGCGCUUUCGUUAGUUGCUGCUUUUUGAAAGUUCUUCAUACGCACAUGACGAGUCAAUUUUUUUUUUUUGUUCAUUACCAAUACGAGAUUGUCUUUCUGUUUGUUGUAUCACGCUUUGCAUUUUUGUUGAUCGGAAAUUUGUUUUCCUAUUGCAACCGUGAAAAAAUGGAAAUCCUGAACAUUUUUGCUAUCGACGUAUCAAAACCGUUCGACUCCAUCUGAUUCUUUUGGUCCCGCUUAACGCGUAUCCAACGGUUAUUACAGAGUAAAAAAAAAUAUAUGUAGCAGCAGAAGUCUAAACGAAUAUGUUUAAAUAAUUUAAGCGAAAGUAAUAUCGUCGGUAUGUAUCAAUGACUGUAAACUAUGUGGUGUAGAGGACACUGUGAAUAUUAGGCAUACCUGAACUGAGGGAGCUUUUCGCACACUGAAGUGGAAGGAUAAUAUGUAGUGUUUAACUGCUUCACACAGAAUAAUACUAAUUUAACUAGGUAUAUUUAAAUGAAAAAUUCACAUUUUGAAUACGAAGCGAGCGAUUCCUUUUAAACUUUGGCAAACGUCAAUAACAGUAUAUACUUCAGGAAAUGUCAGAAACUAACAGUUCCAAGUAUGCAGUUAAUGCAGUUUAAAAUUAACAAAAAAAAUCAAUAGACAUCAACAAAACACAGUAGUGCUGGGAUAGAUAUUGCAACAAAUAAACUAAAAUUCUUGUUAACACACACACAUACACACAUUGUCACAAGUGAAGCAUGUAUAAAGUGAAGUGACAGACUAACUCCCCCGGAAAGCUCCAGAAAUUUCCCGCAAAGGUAAAUAAUAAUAAAUGAAAACGUUGUUUCAAUACGUGUUAGAGAUGGUUUCUAAUCCAACCAAUUGAGAAAAGUUGUUCCCCGGGAGCUUAGUAGUACAGAUUAUUGCGCCGUGAUAAGAAAGGGGGAAGAAACAAUAAAAUCACCCGUCAAGAAAGUAUUGUUAAA